Molecule: messenger RNA, 699 nt
Organism: Linum tenue
Lineage: Eukaryota; Viridiplantae; Streptophyta; Magnoliopsida; Malpighiales; Linaceae
Source: the annotation of a GenBank genome assembly
GAUUAUGCACAAAAGCUAGCAUCAGGUGAAAUUGAGUCAGGAAAAGGUGCCAAUCAUAUUCGGAAUGUACAACGAGCUUGUGAUACUCGAUGGAGUUCACAUUUGAGUUCUGUGGCUAGCCUUAUCCAUUUGUACGGUCCAAGUUGCCGUGUUUUAGAGAACGUUCAGAUAGAAGAAAUACGAGCAAGGUUCGAUGACAAAGUACUUGAACUCCUGAAGCUUAGCUCGAGUUUGGAUCCUAGGGAUGGUUAUAAAGCUUUCAACAUUGGUGCUAUUUGUGAUCUUGCUCAGAAGUACUACCCUCUUGAUUUCUCAGAAAAGGACUUAGAUGACUUGAAGUUCGAAUUGAAGCAUUUUCAUGCUGAUGCUCCUACUCAUCCUGAACUCCAAAAUCUAUCAUCACUUGCUGAGUUGUGUCAUGGUUUAGCAGUGACAGGAAAGUCAACGGAAUUUAACCUUGUUGAUAGGUUGAUUCGUCUUAUUUUGACUCUUCCGGUUUCAACUGCCACAGGAGAACGCGCAUUUUCAGCUAUGAAGAUAGUGAAGAACAGGCUGCGGAACAAGAUGAAUGAUGAUUUUCUAGCUGAUAAUUUAGUUAUCUUUAUUGAGCUAGAGAUUGCAGAAACUUUCAGUUUAGACGCUAUUUUGAGUGAUUUCAGUGAUCUUAAAGAACAUCGUGCACUGUUAAAAUACAAUUAA